This is a messenger RNA of Symbiodinium natans, 1515 nucleotides long. The record is from the annotation of a GenBank genome assembly. Lineage: Eukaryota; Dinophyceae; Suessiales; Symbiodiniaceae.
AUGAACAUCAUGUCGCACGGAACUGGCAUUAGCCAAAAGUGUUGCCUCGAAGCUUUCAAGCGCAUCUUCUUCGACUUCGAGUGGACGCCCAGCCUCCUCGGCGCCCAGCCGGCGACUCUGCCCUGGCAGUGGCGGCGAGGUGCCAGAGGCGUGGGCUCGGGGGCACUCAGCGUGAGCGCCUGCUCCUCGGACUUGCCGAAGGACCCACCUGAGAAGCAGGAUCCGCUGGUCACUGAGGAGCAUGCCGGCUUGGUGCGUCUGCGCCGCGACGGCCCCGGGGCCCCUCUGGGGCCGGUGGCCCCGUCCAAGCACCCACGCUUUGCGGGGAUUGCCACCUUCGCGCGGCUGCCGCAGCUCCACGAGCUCAGAUCAUUCGGGUCGGCUGCGGCGGCCACCCUCGAGGUAAGGCAGUCAGAGCCGGGUGCCCCAAGCAGCGCGGUAUCCCUUGGCGGCCCCUGGCACGACUUGGGAACCUCCGCCCUGUCUCUGCCCGUGAGCUCCGAGGACGGCUCCGUUAGCAUUCGAUUGGCCGGAGGCCAGAAGACCUUGGGCCUCUGGACGCUGCCGCAAGACCGCUGGCACCGCGCCGGCGGGGUGGACCUGCGCCUGACCCGAGCGCCCGGCGAGGUGGACAUCGCCUUCCUGGGUGUUCCCUUCGACUCGGGCUGCAGCUUCCGGCCCGGCGCCCGCUUCGGCCCCGAGGCGAUCCGCAGCAACUCGCGGCUCAUCCGGCCUUACAUGAUCACCCAGCAGCAGCGCCCGCUGCUGGACAGGCAGGUGGUGGAUACCGGUGACGCCUCACCCACACCAUUCAACAUCCAGCAGGCCGUGGAGGAGAUCCACGCGGCCUGCAAGCAGAGACUGCAGAUUGCGCGACGCUUGGUCGUCGUCGGGGGCGACCACACCCUCAGCUACCCCGUGAUCAAGGCGGUGGCCGAGAAGUUUGGCCCCGUUGUGCUGGUGCACUUCGACUCCCACCUGGAUACCUUCCCGCCCAUGUACGGCCAGCAGGUGUGGCACGGGGCGCCCUUUCGAAAUUGCUGGGAGGAGGGGCUCCUGGCCAAGGACGGCUCCACCCACGUUGGCAUCCGGGCGACGACGUACUCGGCAGAGGACUUUCACGACUCCGAGGCCAUGGGCAUCGCGACGUUGACGGCCGAGGACGUGCAUGAGCGAGGGGUUCCGGCCUGUGUGGAGGCGGUUUGGCGGCGGUGGCGCCGCUCUGGCAAUGCCCCGGUCUACCUGUCAAUAGACAUCGACGUGCUGGACCCCUCUGUGGCCCCGGGCACGGGGACCCCCGAGUUCGGCGGACUUCUGGCGCACCAACUGCUGCAGUUCAUCCGGGGGCUGAAGGGCCUCCCCAUCGUGGGAGCCGACGUCGUCGAGGUGGCGCCGGCCUACGACCAUGCGGGGAUCACGGCCAUGGCCGCCGCCAACCUCCUCCUGGAAGAGAUCGCGCUCAUCAGCAGCUGCAUGGACUCUGACGGGAUGGAGACCCCAAGGGCCCCCAUUUGA